GUAGCAUUCCGAGGAACGCCGUUUCCUUACAGAAAGAGAUACGGAGUGUAUAUACACAUAUAGAUAUAUAGAGAGAGAAAGAGAAAGAAAGACAGAGCUGUCUGUAACGGUAGCAGGAGGUAGCAUAGCAGACACGAUUCCAAAAGCUGCUUCCUCUCAUAAAUUCCCUGUCAACGCAUAAUCAUUCGCUUCAGUUAUCAUCUGUGACACCAUCACACGGUGAUCAUCAUCACUACUGCUACUACUUUGCUUUCCACACCCUUAUGACAAUCAUGAAUGAUGUCACGGAUUUAGAUUAGUUCAUCCAAGUAACAUCUCUCAACUGAAAAUCAAAACCACCACCAAACAGCAAUAUCAGCAGUUUUUGGUUUCAGCUUUAAACGAUGUCGUUGCACCGUGGUGAAGGAGAUGAGCUCUACGAGCAGCUGUGGAAGGCGUGUGCAGGACCCCAUGUGGAAAUUCCUCGUGCAGGCCAAAGGGUCUUCUACUUCCCUCAGGGACACAUGGAACAGUUAGAAGUAUCAACAAAUCAGGAACUAAAUCAAAGGAUUCCACUGUUCAAACUUCCCUCCGAGAUCCUUUGUCGUGUCGUCAACGUCCAUUUAUUGGCCGAACCAGAAACAGAUGAGGUUUAUGCACAGAUUACUCUGGUACCGGAAAAUAAUCAAACUGAGCCUACAAGCCCUGAUCCAUGCCCUUCUGAAGUUCCAAGGCCAAGAGUUCACUCCUUCUGCAAGGUCUUAACCGCCUCUGAUACAAGCACUCAUGGUGGCUUUUCUGUCCUUCGGAAGCAUGCCACUGAAUGUCUUCCAGCAUUGGACAUGUCGAAAUCAACCCCAACUCAAGAAUUGGUUGCUAAGGAUCUUCAUGGAUAUGAAUGGCGCUUUAAGCAUAUAUUUAGAGGUCAACCGCGUAGACACUUGCUCACAACCGGAUGGAGUACUUUUGUGACUUCCAAGAGAUUAGUUGCUGGAGACACCUUUGUGUUUCUGAGAGGGAGCAAUGGAGAACUGCGAGUUGGAGUGAGGCGUCUUACUCCUGUUCAAAGCAGCAUGCCAUCAUCUGUAAUUUCUAGUCAGAGCAUGCACCUAGGAGUUCUCGCAACUGCAUCUCAUGCUGUAGCAACUCAGACUCUUUUUGUUGUAUAUUAUAAGCCAAGGACAAGCCAGUUUAUUGUAAGUGUGAACAAGUAUUUAGAGGCUAUCAACCAAAAAUGUAAUGUUGGCAUGAGAUUGAAGAUGAGGCUUGAAGGGGAUGAUUCUACUGAAACAGACAAAAGAAUUUCGGGCACAAUAAUUGGAGUUGAGGAUAUUUCCCCUCAUUGGGUAAAUUCAAAAUGGCGAUCACUCAAGGUUCAAUGGGAUGAAACUCCAUCUUUUCCAAGACCUGAUAGAGUUUCACCAUGGGAGAUAGAACCCAUUCUGGCUUCUGUACCUACAACAAUGUCAUCUCAACCUGUUGUUCUAAAGAAUAAAAGGCCUCGACAAGCAACUGAAGUUCCAGAUCUUGGAGACACACCAUUAAUUGCUCCUACUUUCUGGGAUCCUGGUCUGACACAGUCAGAUAUUACACAACUUGGUGUUAUUACCGAAAGCAAAAGGAGUGAAAGUACUGCUCACAUGUGGCAUCAUAACAAUAACAGCAGCAGCAAUAUAUCAAUGAAUCAGAGAAAAGCAAGUUGGCUGUCUUCUCCUUCUCAUUUAUAUCUUGACACAAGUGAUGAUAGCAAGAGUAUAUCAGCUUCUCCUAUUUCAAAAAUUCACUCGGAAAGAUUGAACAAUGACCAUUGCCUUGACCAGGUUGAUAAGGAGAUCAGCAAUGUAGAGCCUGCAACAGGCUGCAGAUUGUUUGGGAUUGACCUUAUUGAUCAUACAAGGAGCAACUCUCUUUCUGUAGAUAAUGCAUCUGCAGUCACAUCUGAGGGCAGAACUGAUGCAAACCAUGAGUCUGAUAUCUCAAAGGCUUCUAAAGAAUGGAAACAAGAACAGCUACAAGUAUCGCCAAAAGAGACUCAAAACAAGCAAAUUUGUAGCAGAAGUUGCACUAAGGUUCAAAUGCAGGGGGUUGCAGUGGGUCGUGCUGUGGACUUGACCACAUUGGAUGGAUAUGAACAACUUGUAGAUGAAUUGGAGAAGAUGUUCGACAUAAAGGGACAGCUUCAACACAGGAACAAGUGGGAAAUUGUCUUCACUGAUGAUGAAGGGGAUAUGAUGCUUGUUGGUGAUGAUCCGUGGCCUGAAUUCUGUAACAUGGUGAGAAGAAUCUUCAUUUGCUCAAGCCAGGAUGUGCACAAACUGAGCUCAGGGAGCAAACUACCUAUCUCUUCAAUGGAAGACUCUGUAAUAAGCUCAGACACAGCUGAGACCUGAAACUUACAUUCUUGCAUGCCCUUUCUAUGUUUUUGUUGGUCUUUUUUGCUUUUGCUGUAAGGUGUUAGUUUAUCUUUGGCAAGGCAAAUUUCAUGUUACAUGAGAAAAAGUGCUAAUUGUAGUUUGAUUUAGAGACUCUCUGCACACUAAUUGGGUUCCAAAGACCAAAUUCCAUAUUUUAAUAAA
This is a messenger RNA of Vigna angularis (adzuki bean), 2555 nucleotides long. RefSeq names its product auxin response factor 9. Gene Ontology annotation, molecular function: protein binding; DNA binding. Bases 384 to 2369 code for a protein of 661 amino acids. NCBI's taxonomy places the organism in Eukaryota, Viridiplantae, Streptophyta, Magnoliopsida, Fabales, Fabaceae. Gene Ontology annotation, biological process: regulation of DNA-templated transcription; response to hormone. Gene Ontology annotation, cellular component: nucleus. The record is from RefSeq and is a predicted model, not a curated record. The transcript has 13 exons.